Molecule: messenger RNA, 15789 nt
Organism: Pectinophora gossypiella (pink bollworm)
Lineage: Eukaryota; Metazoa; Arthropoda; Insecta; Lepidoptera; Gelechiidae
Exons: 23
Coding region: 159-4964 (1601 amino acids)
Biological process (GO): protein dephosphorylation
Molecular function (GO): protein tyrosine phosphatase activity; protein binding
Source: RefSeq, a predicted model, not a curated record
GCGGGGUCUUACUCGAUUGAUGGCAGCUAAUUUACAAGAAUAAAUGAAUCGUUACCAAGAUUAUUUCCGCUUUUAUCAGUAAUCGAAGUGAAAAUGUGGUUGAAAAGUGCAGUUUAAGUUAUAAACGCACGUUUCUGACGUGCGUAUUGUGGUAGAAAAUGUAUAUUCGUAGCACGCUAGGAGCCAUUUUUGCUAUAUUUAUUUUAUGCGUUCAUUGUGAUAAUGCAGCUAAUUACAACGAAAUUACGAGGAUUUACGUUCCGUCCGCACCACAGAACCUGACAGCCAAUAGGGUGACAGCAGACGAAAUCCACCUAUCAUGGGCCCCGCCUUUGACCUCGAUCCCUGCGCCCAAACACCUAUCAGAUCUCAAGACCCAAACACCAACGACCACCGAUCGAGACGUUUCCAAGAAGAAGCAUGAACAGCAGUCGGACGAGCCUGUGAAUGACGUCAUAGAGGACUCCGCGGUUAUGUCCGACUCGCCAGUCAAUCUGAAGGAUUUUGACUACACCUGGUACAAGAGCGGGCGAGAGAAGUUUGACGACAUCAUCAUUGACGAACAGUAUCGGAGUAAAAGGGAGCUCCGAUCGCAUCGCCACAGAAAGAGACGUCAAAACAACGCGACAGAUAUCAAAACUCACCAUGAAAAAGACGAGGUGGAAACCCACCAAGCCGUUGAUAUGCCCAUCAAAGAAGUUGUGAAGAAAUCGUAUCCACCACCGAUUGUGCCACUUAAGAACCCAGCACAGAUCGCCUAUGUCUUGUACUAUGAGCAAGGGGUGCCAAGGUCAGACACGUCGACGAUAUUUGGAGUCCAAAGUUCUUCAGAAGUGAAGAAGAAGAAUGUAUUUCCAAGUGAUUUGGGCAUGGAGCAGUACUCGAGGGCCACGAAGAAUCUGACGUUGCUGAACACAUCUGGUGUUGUGACCAAAGUCGUCGGGUUCCGGUUGAGGAAUUUGAAGCCGUUCACUCCAUACAAGAUCUGGGUACGAGCGUUCUACAACUUCUCCUUGGAAGGCGUCAAGUCAUCCGACCUGAUCGACCGGCUGGGCCCACAGUCCACGCCCCUCUACGUCCUGACUGAUGUGCGGCCCCCAUCUGCGCCUAUUGUGCUGAAUUUGACUUGCGAUCAGCCCAAAGGAAUUCUAUUUCUUCAAUGGCGUCAACCGCUGGAGUACAACAACUCGUUGGACCAGUACGUGGUGACACUGCGCAAGAUCCCCGAGAUGCAGCCGCGCAGCCGCUUGACCAUGCCCACAAACAAGAGCGACAUUGAAACUACCAUCACGGUGAACGUGGACCUAUCAAACGUGACACAGUACGAAGUGAAGAUCUACGCGGUGACCCUGUCCGUGGCUCGUAACAACAUGCUCAUCAACGGGUCGGAGUCUCCGCCAGAGGAGAUAUCAAGCGAGUGGUGCACGUCGUCCCCGAGCGUGAGCGCGCCGGGCUCGGUGACGUCUGCGCGGGGCGUGAGCACGGCCGCGCUGCUGGGCGUCGUGCCGCUGGCGCUGAUCGCCGCCGCCGCCGUCGCCGCCGUCUACUGGCGGUGUCGGUCCAGACUGAGUAAGUGCAUCAGCGCGGCGUACAACUACCUAGAAGAGGGCGGCGAGAGAGCUGCUCGGGCGCCGCUCAACGCGUAUAAGAAACCAGUGGUGUCCCAGUCCCCGCUGGCGGCGGCGGGCGGCGCGGCGGAGGCGGGCCCGGCGCCGACGGCGGCCCCGCCGCGCAUGGCCACGGCGCACCACCCCGCCGUCAGCGCGCGCUGCUUCCCGCGACACGUGGCCGCGCUGCACGCCGACGGGGACAUCGGCUUCAGCAAAGAGUACGAGAUAGUGGUAGCGAAGUCCGCGGCACUCGGCCACACGAGCCAUCACAGCCACCGGCCAGAGAACAGACUCAAGAACAGAUACCUCAACAUUACUGCUUACGACCACUCCCGCGUGUGCGUGUCCGCGGGCGGGCGCUGCGGCGCGCGCGGCUGCGUGGGCGCGGGCCGCGGCGCCGCCUGCGACUACGUCAACGCCAACUUCAUCGACGGCAUGUUGCCCAGCCUGGGGCCCGAACACGUGCGCCGCAUACAGCGCAAGCUGCACCGCAGGCAGCCCUUGCAGAGAAAACCGUCAAUAAAGCCUGCAAAGCCGCCGCCUAACCUGACAGAGGGCAUAGAGUCCGCGUUCCUCAAUAUUGAGUUCUCCGGCAUAGUGGAGUCCACUGACCAGGACUCGGACAGCGAGCGCAGCGACACCGACACUGAGCUCGAUGACGUCUAUGUCGAUAUUGACGGCGAGAAGACCCGCGUGAAGCUAGAAUGGCUGGUGUGGCGCAGGCGCUAUAUCGCGACGCAGGGGCCCACGCCGGCAACGCUGGACGCGUUCUGGCGCAUGAUCUGGCAACAUCGCGUGCACACCGUCGUCAUGAUCACCAAUCUCGUCGAGCGCGGCCGGCGUAAGUGCGACAUGUACUGGCCGGACGGCGGGCGCGGCAGCACGGCGCAGUUCGGCGGCGUGCACGUGACGCUGCAGCACGAGGACGUGCGGGCCGCCUACACCGUGCGGCGCAUGCGCGUGCGCCCCGCCGCGCCCGCGCUAAACGGGGACAGCCCGGUGGGCAGCCCCGGGCAGUGCCGCACCGUGGUGCAGUACCACUACACGGUGUGGCCCGACCACGGCACGCCGCGGCACCCGCUCGCCGUGCUGCCCUUCGUGCGCGCCGCCAGCGCCGACGAGGGCACCGUGCUGGUGCACUGCAGCGCCGGCGUCGGCCGCACUGGCACAUACAUAGUGCUGGACGCGCAGCUCAACCAACUGAAGCUGACAGGCACCCUCUCCCCCCUCGGCUUCCUCUGCCGGGCGCGCACACAACGGAACCACCUCGUGCAGACAGAAGAACAAUACGUUUUCGUCCACGACGCGUUACUGGAACACGUCAGAUCCGGCGACACAGAAGUCGAAUUCACCAAAGCCAGAGAAUACUUGGCGAAGCUUCUAGAACCUAUCUCCGAGGAUGAGUUGGCUGUUCUGGACUUGAGUCCCCAAAAGGUUAAAAGCAGUAACGACCUAACGAAUGGCUUAGACGAUACAGCAAGCGUCAAGAGCCAAAGUCAAGAGGCACAGUCUUGUGCAAACGAUGCACAGUCCUGUGUUAAUGGGGACAACGAGUUGUUAGAGAAUGGGAGUCAGAUGUCGAUUAAGACUGAUGAGCUGAACAGUGAACAAAGCAAGUCGGUGAAGGAUGAUGAUGAAGGGCGGAGUGAACCCAUGGUGAACGGCGAAGAGACAGAAGGCGUGUACGACUUGGCGCCGCGGUCGACAGACACGUACAGUAAGAAGAUGCAAGCGUAUAACAACCUCAGUGAACAGGAGAAGGAAGAGAUUAGGAGGGUGAACCGAGCGGAAAACUACGCGUUGCUAGAACGCAUGCGGUCGCUGGCCAACAGACAUCACACGUAUCAGGGCCCGCCGCCUGUCAACCUGCUGGAGAAACAGUUCUUGCUCAUAACUCGAUCAUGCGUGGAGCCGAGCGUGUGUGCGCGCGCAGCUCACAACGUGGACAAGAACCGCGUCGGCGGCAUCCUGCCUUCGGACUCUGCUAGGGUCAUGCUCGUGCCCAAACCAGGAGUUGAAGGUAGCGACUACGUGAACGCGUCGUGGGUGUGCGGCCGGCGGCGGCUCCGGGAGUACGCGGUGGCCCAGCACCCGCCCACGCCUGCCGCGGCCGCUGACCUAUGGCGCUUACUCUGGGACCACACCGCGCAACUGGUACUUGUACUCAGUGACACCACCGAUCCGGAAUGCGAAAUAUUCUGGCCGACUGAGGACGAAAAGGAAUUAUUCAUAGCGAAUUUUAAAGCGAGUUUCGUAUCAAAAGACACUUACGUUGCGUACAAGAAAUCUGAACGAAAGACAGAAACCACUGCCCCUAUGGAACCAGAGACGAACGGCCACGGCCUUAGGCGGCAGGAGAGCGACUGCGCGGACGACGAGAGACUCAUACCCGAAAAUAGUUCCCCCGUGUCCGAAACCGAACCGCACUACAGAUUCGACCGAACCGAACUGCGGUUAGAACGCCUAAGCGCCGGCAACAGGGAUUUAUCCGCGCGAAAAUCGAUAGCGAACGGAGACUUAUUUUCAUCGUUAUCUGAGAAGAAAAACGGUCCAAAAUCGCCUAGGAGUCCUUCGAAAAUGUCUUUGAAGAACUUCAAGUUAAGUUCGCCGACGAAGUUUAAGUUUCCCGAGUGGGGCGGUAAGACGGCGGGGUCGCCGCCCGACGUGGCCCCGCCGCCGCCCCCCGUCGCCCCUUCACUCUCCGUCGAAGAAGAAGCCGAACUUCGCCGACCGGUGUACUACUUCGAAAAGGUCGAGACAGUCCCCGAAAGUAUACCAUCAGAUAGAAUAAUAGAGGUUAUAAACGUGAGUGUGCAUUCGUUGCAAGACGACUAUCAGUUAAGCGUUAAGUUUAUCAAAUGUUCGCAUUGGUUGGAAGGGCAUACUACGGAGUAUACGGCGGGGAAGCCUGAUGAUAACGAGUACGUAAGGGCGGUGAGAGAGGCGACGACGAAGAGCGAACGGGAAGAGGCGAUAGACAGGCUUGUGGAGCCGUAUAAAAACUCGUUCGCGUUGAUAGAAUAUGUGGCUGGUGCGCAGAUGGAGUAUAAGAACGGGCCGGUCGUCGUCGUGGACAAGUACGGCGGGUGGCAGGCGAUGUCGUUCUGCACGCUGAGCUCGGCGUGCGGCGCCAUGCGCGCGGCGCCCCCGCCCGAGCCGCCGCCGGCGCGCGCCGCCUCGCUGUACUGCGGCGCGGCGCUGGCGGCGCACGCGCGCUGCGCCACGCACCGCGCGCCGCACCGCCUGCCCGCGCUGCUGGCCGCCUACGCCGCGCUGGCCGCGCACGCGCCGCUGCUGCCGCCGCCCGAGGACCCAAUAGAGCGGACCCCAAACAGAUCUUCAGUAAUACAUUGAAACGUUAUCUAGUUGUAUAGAUGUGAAAUACUCAACGAGUUGUAUGGGAAUACUGCGGCCGAAUCGAGAAGUCGCCAAAUCUUCACACCGUACGUAUUGGACGCCACUCCGUAAUUUGGUAGGGUUAUUUUACGCCACCAGUCAGAAUGAUUAUUGAAUGUAGUAUAUAAUAAUCUAUGGAUGUAUAAAAACAAGACACUUUUUACACAUAUUUUUUAAGGUCGUUCGUUUCAUUGUCAAUUUCGUUGCAAGUUUUUUUUAACUUGAUGUCGAUUUCAAAUAUAGAAACUGAACGUUACAUUGUAAUGUAACAACUUAGCACGUGACUUGCAAGAAAAACACGUUACAAAGAUAAUGGCAAUGGAACGAACGGAGCCUAUUUAAGGGUACAGUCAGACACAAAUAUAGCAUUUACUAACAUUUAGUCCCCUUCACGUCGAAAUGGAAUGCUCAAAGUGUUAACAACAAUAAAAUUAGCACUAAAACUUAGUUCUCUGUGGUCUGUUUUGAUAGGAUUUUCUAAAUUUAAAACAAAGUCCCUAUGAUUACUAUAUGGCUUAAAUGUGAAGUGGUUAUAUCCACUUAGGACUACGGAAGGUCUUCCUAUCUUGUGUGGGUUGUGAGCUCAAUAACCGACCUUAUCAACCCUGGUGUCAGGGUUACUAUUGAACCACCAAAGGCCCCUGACAUAGCUCAUGUAAGUACAUACAUACUACUAAUUGCAAUGGAUGUAGGAACUUAUGAAUUCACGCCAUUGCCAUUUCUAACUCCUUGAUUUCGGAUGGCUGUCAUUAUUUUAAUUUUUAACGAAUUUCGAUGUUGCUUUCGCGUUUGGCUAUCAAUUUAUUGAAACUAGUUUUUGAUACUUCUCAACUACCAUAGUAUUUGUGGUCAUACAUCAUUUGUUUGAAUAGGUCAUCAUCAUCUCUCGUUAUCGCGUUUUGACAGGUCCGAGUCAGGUUCUAACAUAACCUAAACAUGUGACAGGUCCGGUUUUUUUUACAUUUGUUGAAAAAGUAAAUUCUAUGUUACAUUUAGAUAGUCCUAUCAAAACAGAUUAUAAAUAUUCACUCACUAAAUCGUUUGUGAAUCCAACAAAGCUUUGUCUCUUAUGAAAUAAGAUGUGGUUGUGUAUAAGGAUAUUUUAUGGCUGAAUAUAUUGUAGCAUAUUGUUUUUAAAUAGAUUUACGUUGCUUAGGUCUUGAUAGCAAAAGAUGUGCAGAAUGACACAAACUCGCUGUAUUUUUGUGUUUAUUUUGAAGUCAUAAUAUUUCAGUAAGGGGUACAUUCGUUUCAGCGUUUUGGAUUUUAAUUUUAACAUGUGAAGAAGAUAUUUUCUUAAAAUGAAUCUAUACUACGAUCAAUGAGAAGUGCAAUGAGAUUAAAAAUAGAUGCAUAAAAAAUAAUGUCAAAUGAUAAAAAGAAUUGCAAUUCUAUUUUUGACAUAUUCUAAUUUUAAAAAUGUGAAUUCAUUCGACUACGUUUGUUUAUGACGUCACAAUUUGUGUUUUACUUUGGAAUUUAUCUAGGCCUCUAUUUUCGUUAUGUCUAUAGAAUGAAUGCGAGGAUGCAGUGAGUUUAUAUUGUCUAUGGUAGGGCGCUAGAUGGACUGCAAUUUCAGUACUCUAACAUUUCGAUGUAUAUGUUUUACAAAUCGACAAAUAUAAUGGCAACAAAACAAAUGAUCAGAAAGGUAUUUUUAUUUAGUUGGCAACAUUGCAGAUAUUGAUUAUAAGUUGGGUUUUUGCAAUAUUAGCAGUCAUCAUUAUUAAUUUACUUGCCACGCUCUUGUCGGUGUAGCAUUCUCCGUUCUUGAUAGUUCUUUGGCUUAUAAGAUACGACGUUCGAAUAUUAGAGUGAAAAGGCCCAUUUAUCUUACUCAGUUUACAAAUUAAUCACACAAUAAAAUCAUCAUCAUCGCGUCCAAGCCGUGUCCGGCGUUGGCGACUCCUAAAUGUCUAUCCCAGGUCGUUGUUAUAUAUAAGAUAGGCUCUAAUGUGGCUAGCAAAACCGAACUUCGAUUUGAAGGUUCGGCCACUUGGCGCACAGAAUAACUGGCCAGAAGAAUUAAACGUAUAGUUGUAGGAGGGCUUAAGAAAUAUGAAUAUACACAAUAAAAUACAAAGUACAUGAAAGGUAUGCAAUCUGUUUGAGAAAGAAUGAAAGAAGAGGCAGUCACUGUGGUCCUGUGGUAUACUAACUUCUCAAUCGGAGAGCGUCGGUUCAAACCCAGUACCGGACGUGCACCAAUGAGUUAUUAAUUUAAGUGAAGUUUUCACUAACACAGUUGGCUCGACCAUUAUAGACGGCGAUACGGCUCACCACCUAUCACGUUGGUCUAACAGAAAGCUCGGUGUAGUGUGAAUACCUAGUUCAUUUUGCGAUGGCCGUAACUCUGAUUACCCUAAUUAGAUAUAGUUGUGAGCUUUUGUUUAGAAAGAAUGAAAUGGUCAUUCAUAACGGUGGGUCUUUGUUAUUACAGAAUUAAGUCAAAUGCUAUCAUUAUAUUUGUCGACUGUACAUUAGAUAGAUACAGUAUUCCAGUGCAAUAUAUAGCUGAUCGCAUUUCAAAAUUAAAAAUAAAUAUUUUUUAAUACUUUUUUUGAAUAGCCAAUUUAUAUAGUUUGAGUAUCAAAGUUGUCUAUGGUAAAAGUAAAUUAGACUCGAAAAUGUAUUCGUAAUUCCUAUUAAAUCAAGUUUAUGGUCCAGUAUUUUUUAUUAUAAUAAUAAUUAUUAAUAAUAAAUAAUCUUAGAAGUAAAUACAUAAAUGUGAAGACUGCUUUUUAGUGGUUUGUCAAUUAAGAAAGGUUUUCGUUUGGUAUGACUCCAUUCUAACGAAACACAUAUGUACGGUCAUAGUUUAGAACCCUGUCCGAUCAACAUGUUUGACAUUUAGUAACCACUCUGUUUCAAUGUGUCAAAUAAGUGAAUGCGACAUGGUUCUAUGGUUUAUUCGUCGUGACCGUAUUCGAAAUUUACGUAAUAUUUUUGACCUUUAUGUAUAGAAAUGUCAGGUCAUGCUAGUAGGAUGGGGUCUGUUUUAAAGCCUUCGGGAUAGAAUUGUCGAGAUGUGAAAUACAUUUUAGUCGUUUGUCAGAAAACUCAGGGCUAUGAAUUCUUCAUUAUUAUCAUACAUAACAUCCAUAUAUACAUAUAUAAGAUAACGCAUAUUUCCUGUUGGGGAUAGUGAAGACCAAGGAAUUCCACUUACUAAGAUCGUGACACACAAUUUUCGCUUCUUUCGCACUCAUCAAAUCAUACAUAACAUAAAUAUCGUAUAUACGUCCCACUGGUGGACACAGGCCUCCUCUUACUCAACCGGACGGGCUAUGGAGCAUAUUCCAUCACUCGUCUAUGGUAGAUAUUUACUCACACACCUCAGACAGACACAAUUGUCACCCAUAAUCUGUAUUAGGUAGGCAGAAAGACAAGUAAGUAAUAGAAGAAUUGACUUUUAAGAUAUAAUUUUUUGGAGGCUAAAUAAGUAAUAAAUAAUAUUACAAAUGUAUUUCAUAUCUCAACAAUGCUUCAAAUAAUUUUGGAUUUCUAAUAAUUUUGGCGGGUGUUUGUGCGUCGGUCCCAAGUUGUGCCAUUUUAGGCUUAGCUAAAUAUACCGCGUAGUUAGUGUAAUUCUAUGUAACGUAAAUAUUAUAGUUUAUUAUCAUAUAUUACCAUUUUGCAUAGCACCUCGUUGAGGUAAACUAAAUGAUUGAUUAGCCUUUUUUUUCAGUUUGCAUCAUAUUGUUUGCCGAUUUUAAAACAGAGAACUAGCGUUUAAAGAAAGAACUCUAAGGACUGGUUCUUACCUGAUAAGUAUCUGAUUGCAUCGAAACUUAACUGGCAGAUAGUAGUAAGCUAAUCUAUGCUAUCAGAUACAGGGGGGUUAAACAGACCAUAUCAAAGCAGUUCAUCUAUAAAAGCCACAUUGCUAUUUGACAUUUGUUUUAUAUGUCAAAUUCCAAUAUUGCUUUUUUAGAUGAAUUGCUUCGAUGUGGCUUUUUAAACCCCCCCAGAUGUCAGUAGGUUUCAAAAGUGAAAUGAAAUCGUCUACGGUGAACUGUGACUUAGCAAUGAACAGUGCAAUAUAAAAAUGACAACGGCUAUAGAAUAUGAGCAUGUCCGACACGUUCUUAGCCGUUUUUUUGUCUCAGAGACAUUAUAGACGGGAGUUGCCAAGCACGCGUCUUUUCCGAAGUACAUGAACUAUUGGUUCAUGUUUUGUUAUUUUAUUUGGGUAAAUUACAGCGAUUAUACUUAACAAUAGAACAGCCUUUAAGAGUUACCACGAACUAUACGAUGUUAUUUAUAUGACAUUUAUAGAGACGUUGAUUUUUUUUCUUACGAGCGUGCGGCAGUGAGUAGAUGUGCUGUACAGUCAUGAGCAAUAUAAUGUACCCACUUUAGGACUCUGUCGCACUAACAUAUUUGACAUUUAGUGAGACUUACAGUUCAAUUUGUCAAAAAAGUUAAUGUGACAUGGUGCCAAAGUGUAUACAUAUUAAUGCUCGUGACCGUGCAUGUAUAGCUCACCUCGAAAACGUGGCAAAAAAAAAGAAUGUAAUGUAAUACGGUAUUUGAUUGGGUCAAAGAUAAAUUAUAAAAUGCUAAUCUAGAAAUAGAAGCCAGUCUAAGUUAAUAAAAAAUCAAUCUCACUUUACUUUUCGACUUAUUUUCAAAUUUUAUUUAUGGAUUUAUACCACCCAUUAAUAAACUAAUCUCAUCUUUGAAACUCCUCAAUAUCAGACAGUUCUUAUAUAAAAACAGGGACUUGAGCAUGAUCUUGAGGGCAGUCUCAGCUGAGAUUAGUUUAUUAAUACUAUCCAUAGUAACAAUGAGUGCGACGUUUGACCGCUUUUGUUGAUGACGUCACAGGACAGUAUUUCCAUACAAACUCCUAAGAAAACUUUCGUUUUGACGUUUCGUAAAAAGUAUACGAUUUGACUAGGUUGUCAAGUAGCCUAUUUGCUCCCGUCUACAAUUUCUCUUGAGCUUAUCGACGUGGGUUAUGAAAACUUUUUGAUCAUGAUUAGUUAUCCAUUGCGCGCAAACACCGCCAUAUACGUUUAACCAAAGAAGUGUGUCUUUGUAAAAUAUUCGGUCGAUAGUAGGUAUAGGUAUGUAGGCAAAUGGGUGUUGCAGCUAUAUAGGAUAAGGGUAGCAUAGGAACGUGUAAUUAUGAAUAUCACAAUGCUGUUUAUGGAGAUCGACUACUCAUACAUACAUAACAUCACGCCCAGUUCCCGUUGGGGUAGGUACGAUGCUGAUAUACCACUCAAAUAUAUAAAUAUAUUUUUUAUUUAUGGACUACUCAAUGAAAUAUACACGUUACAAUCUGUCAAACUUAUAAUUUAACAUUGUAGCAGCGGGCUUAGCACCGUGUGCGCGCGACUCUUUCUCGACUCGACAUACGUCACCCGUCACUCUCUCACAGUACUGCACAGAAAGAGACAGACGAUCUCUGUCGCGGCGAGAAAGAGUCGCGUGCUUACGGUGCUAAGCCCGCAGAUAUCCCUGCGGAUAAUAGAUAACAUAAAGAAUAGUCCAUCUCCAUAAAUAGACGAUAAAAAUAACUAAUAUUAUUACGUAUUAAUAAUAUUGUACAGUGCUUCUAUUUUCUCCAUGUCACUCGGCGAUCAUCGCAUUUCUAAAAUUUCCAUGUUCAAUUGUUUAUUAAUUUUCUUUUUUCGUGAAUUUAAAUUUGAAUUCAGAACAUAGUACAUUUUUGUUUCGUUCUUUAUUUACGCGGGAAUCAAAACAAAAUAACAAUAAAAUAUUCAGUUCUAAAUUCAAAUUCUGUUACACGAUAAAUCUAAUAACUGAUGAACAUCGAAGCAUUCGUUUGUAUUCGGAACUGCGAUGACUGCCGAGGGACAUUUAGCCAAUAGAAGCAUUAUAUUUGUUUUCUUGUUGUAUUGAAAACUGUGUAACUAACUGGCAAGGUCAGCUAAAUAAUGUAAUUUUUCGACACGAACACACAAAAUAAACAUAGAUUUUGUAGAAUUUGCCUUUGCAAUUUUAAAGCGCAAAUGAUGAACUGAACGUGUUUUCACUCAAUGUAUGUGUGUAUUAUCUAGUUUUUGUACUUGUCUUAUCGUAAUAACGAAUAUGGCGCCCCCAAUAUCAGUGUGAUCACCGUUGACAUUUUAUAGAGCAGGGUAUCUUUGUUGAAUGGACUUUCUAAUAAAAUAAAUGAGGAAAAAAAAUAUAAGCUCAAAUGUAGGUGGCAGCACUGUUGAAUGUUAAUACAUUUUGAUAGUUCUCCGUACUGUCCAGCUAAAAUUCGUGAUAAAUUUCCAUGAACUUAAAGCAACGUCGUGUACCCAGCCUAAAGGAUAAGUUACGAAAAAGAAAAGCAGUUGAAAAAAGGCAGUUUUGAUUGAACAUAAGUUUUUCUUUCCGAUCUUUAGGGAAUAAAUAUAACACUGCAGUUAAACGCUACGCAAACGGUUAUAGAGUAAAAAUAUAAUCAAAACAAUAUGCUUGUUUACUCAAAUAGUAUGGGGAACUGUCAAAAUUUAAGAACACUCCGCAGCAGCGACCUCUGGUGGGAGAAAUAGGCAAUUUUUCUCCUCAUUGAAGUUUUAAAGCAUUAUUCAUUUGAAAUAUUACACAUAAGACAAGUAUAAAUAAAUAGAUUAUAAUAUGUCUUACUGUCAUACACACACCCCCAUAACGCAUCAUAUUUAUAGGUUAUUUACCUUAAAGCAGGUUCUCAUGUAAUUCUGUUAUUAAGUUUCAAUCUUGUUAUUUCUACUGUUAUUAACCAUUAUUUAUCUAUAAAAUGUGAUGUCUGUCUAAAGUCUUUAGUGUACCUAUUUUUAUAAGAAUUAAGUCCUAUAAUAUUCUACCAUUUCGUGUAUUUAGUAAUAAUUCGGCUCAAUUUUCAUACUUUUCUAAAUUAUCCAAAGAUGAUUCACUCGCCUCCCACACCCUACAUUUAAAAUGAAUCAAAAUGUAAUAUUCAUAUAAAUGAAUUUGACCAGGGUAACGUCAUGCGAUCAUGGAACGUGUAUCAUUCAUGAUAUUUACAUUAAAUCCAUUAGUUUUACAUUAAAACACCGAUCAUUAAAUUUUGUGCCUAAUGUAAGCACAAUAGUCUGCAUAAUUUUUAUAUGGAACACAAUUUUGUAUGGAACGUAGAAGGUUUUUACUGUAAUUAAUGUAACAUGUUGAAAUGAAUUACAAGAACAAAUCUUAAGAAAACUUGUGCAGUGUGUGGUGAAUGUCUAAGUAGAAACAUAAGCAGCUUAUAUAUACGUCCCACUGUUGGACCUUGGUUUCCAACUAUGUAUGGAGCAUAUUCCAUCACGCUGCUUCAUUGUAGGCUGCUGGUGAACACCCACGCCCUUGCAAAUGUAGUUUAUUGAAAUUUAUUCAUUUAAUAUUUUUAAAAUGACAAUAUAUAAGUUUCCAUAAAGUUUACUUUUUGAAUCGUAAUAUAUGAAAAAAUGUGUUAACCGUGUAUCUGUGAAAAUAUUUUUUUAUAUAAAAUUUUAUAUAUUUCUAACUGGGCACAGGCCUUCCGGAGGAGUCCUGCUACUUCAGCGCGGGUUGGCUUUUUGUUUGUUUGUUUUUUUUUUUUAAGUUUUUGGCAUAAAAUAGCAAAUUUCAAUUCACUUUAGAGUUAUGUAACAAAAGCUCAGAAAGCGGGGUGAGGUGUGGGUACAGUCAUGAGCAAUAUAAUGUACCCACUUUAGGACUCUGUCGCACUAACACAUUUGACAUUUAGUGAGACUUAUAGUUCAAUUUGUCAAAAAAGUUAAUGUGACAUGGUACCAAAGUGUAUACAUAUUAAUGCUCGUGACCGUACUUAGUUCAUCUUGCGAUGGAUUGUACCUCUGACUAACCCUAUUGGGAUAUAGUCGUGAGCUUAUGUAAGCUUCAACCUAAGCCCCACACUGCACAAAUAUGUUCCAUGAUGUAUGUACUGAUGCCUGAGAAACUAGUUUGUAAGAUGUAAAGAAAACAUUUUUUUUAAAUAUUGACUUUAAAAAAAAUACUAUAAUACCGCCUUCGUACUACUAUAAAUGUGCCAAUUUUUUAAUAUCUACCCAUUCGACGCAUUCCAUAAACCCUUGUAACAAGCAUUUUUAAAAAUAGAAUUAACUUUUUUUAUUGACUGACAUUUACGUAAUUUUCUUGACAUUUUUGUUGCAUUUUUGUUUUUUUUGUAAGUAAAGGACUUCAGUAGGAUUUACUGCAACGGGAUCUUUUUAAAGUACUGCAAUAUUAUGCUUCUCUUUAUUUUGAUCAGAAUAACAAGAGUCAUCAUUUAUACCCAAAAACAAAGAUAAAAGAUGCAUAAUAUGUCUAUACAGCGCGAUCUAUAUUUUUUUUUGGCGAACGUAGCCUGGAAAGCCUCAUUGUUGGCAUGUUUACUAUUUGCUCAUUCGAGUCUUAAAUAAGUCCCAAAGUAUAUUUUGCAUUGAUCCCAUUACUCGUAGUCAAAGCCAAGACUGUUAUCAAUCCACACUAUGCUUUCCCGUAGUAACCAUCAAAAUCAAAUCAAAUAUGCUUUAUUGCACAAAAACAUUUUUUAUUUGCAAUAUUUUUCUAAAUUACUUUUAUAAUUUAUUUUCCGUAACAAUAUUGGUUUAUACACUUUUAUUUAAUUUAAUAAAUAAAUUACGCAUUUUUUACAACUCUAUACGUAACAUUUUUGUUUUUUUAUACUCUAUUGACUAAUACUGAAGCGAAAAGACUAAUUAUUUUAUGUUUUUGACGAAAUCAUCACACUCAUUAUGUUUAUACUAAUGUAAGUUAAACCAAAUACGAAAUGACUUGAAAGUUGCUUUAUCCAGAAUUUAGUAGCUUUAGCAUAACACUCGUUUAUCGCGCGCGAUAAAUAAACCAAUUAUUUAGGCUGAUUUAUCGCGUCGAGGUGUUAUGCUACGGCUACAGAUGACCCGUGUUUUUUUUCUUGGUUUAUCGUAUCUAUCUUAGGCCUUCAAUAUUAAAAGUGUGGCUGCAAGUUAUCUCCUCGUGGUUUAAUAAGGCCUCAUCGAAGUUAUUCAAAUAUAAAUCAAAUAUAAAAUUCAAAUAUAAAAGUAAGUGCGCAAUGCAAACAAAUGUCAAAUAGCAAUAUUGCUUUUUUAUGGUGAAUUGCUUUUCAACGUGGUGUUUUAUACCCCUGGUGUCUGAGAGGUAUCUAGUAUAUUUCAAUUCAUUUCGUCAUUUGGCUCUUUACUCGUGUAAAACUAUUAAACCUGAUAUUAAAUUUAGUUCGUAAGGGGAUGUGAAUAACACUUUUGUACGUAUAAAUGAAUAAAACUCGUCGAAUGUUAGCGUUAAGUUACGCAACACAGAAAAUAUGUUGAACAGAUAUGCUUUUUGCUUUUCCUUGAAAGUUUCAAAGGUCAAUGUUACAACUUUGCCUAAGAACAUUGUUUUAAGUUUACGCGGUUAUUAUCAUAAUUAAAGCACAUAAUAACGGGUUCUUACCGCGUUUAAAUGGGGAUAUGAGACUCCCUACUCCUAAACACGGUAAGAACCCGUUAUUAUGUGCUUUAAUUUGCCUAAGAAACCGUACAUAAAAUCCUUUUUUUGCUCCAAUAGAAAAUGAACCAUGGAAUAGGCGAAAUGUAAAACGACGUAACAUGACGUACGACGAAUCUGUUAGGUUAAUGGUGCUAAUUCCUGUACAGUCAUGAACAAAAUCAUGUACCCACUUUAGAACCUUGUCGCACUAUCAUAUUUGGCAUUUACUGAGACUUACGGUUUAAUAUGUCAAAAAAGUUAAUGUGACAUGGUUUCAAAGUGUAUAAAUAUUAGUACUCGUGACCGUAUCGACUAUCUAAUUUUAUUUUAAGUUAUAACUGUCAUUGUCUUAUCCGCUGAAAAAGAAAGGGACGGGUAAUCGACAGGCAUAAAAUUUAUAGAACACACGUCAAUUUUAGGCAGAAAUUUGAAAAACACUUCAAACAUUUUAUAUUGGUCAAUAAUCCGAUAGAAUUAAGUUGACAGCUUACCUCAAACGGGUUGCACAUGCGAGAUGCCCGUUUUAUUCGCGGGUUAUUCAUUCGUUUUAAAAUUAACAGUUGUCAAUCAUCCGUCCCUUUCUUUUUUGGCGGAUGAGAAAAUGACGGAUAUAACUUAAAAUAAAAUUAGGAAGUGUCUGCAGGAAUCGAGCCCAAUGUGUUUCUACGUAGACCAUAGUUGGUGGUAAUUUCUUUAUCAUUUGGCAUAAGUUUAUUGGGCAAUGUUGGACAUUGAUUAUUGACGUUUUCAAUGAUUAAUAAAAAAACAUCCCUGUUGAUACCCAAAGCGGUAAUGCAUCAAGUCAUUUCUGUUAAGUGAAAAUUGUAAUAUAAAAAAAAUGUAUGAACUCACUUUUUUCUAAAUAGUUAUAAAUGUUCCAGUGUUAAGCCUAGAAUCUAUAAUGGCCUGAAGAAUCACCGUAAAAAGAACAAGUUUUAAUUUGUCAUAAAAAGAAGUUAGUUCCAUAAAUAAGUUUGUUAGUAAAGGCAGCAGCUAUCAAAUGUCUCUAAAAACGUUCUCGACGCCUUAAAAUAAUUCUAAAUAAAAACCAGCAUAAUAAGUAUUACUUGUGUAGAAUUCUCUAAAGUGCGUCGAGUAUCAAAGUUACCUAAGUUUUAAAGGUCAAGUUAGACGCUCUGUUGACUCGAUUUAGUGGGCGUAGACCUUUAAAGACGUGAUUCUUUCAAACAUUGUCGGAUUAUUCUCUAUUUUGAUCACAUCGCAUGGUAAAGUUAGAUAAACGAUAACGUCACAUUCGCAUGUAAAUCUAUUUAUUAGACUAUUUAUUUUUAUUUAACCGCCUGUAUUAUUUUCAAUGUAAAAAUAUAUUAUAAGAAAUUUAUCUAUA